AUGCUUAGCUUGCUGAGAGUUCAGAAUCGAUAUGCUGUGCGAGCACUUCAACUUCAACAGCUUGGGGUGAGGCUUUAUUCGGUGAAGAGCCCAAGAGUAAAGCGACCAGGAGCUUUUACUUCAAGUAGGCAAAAAGUGCAGCCGACACCUCCUCCACCUCCCCCAUCUCCCGUACCUACUACGGCUCCACCGAUUUCGACAAGUCCUCAAACAGUUAGUGAACCAAAAGUUGUUCCUAAAGAAGCGCAGCCUCAAAAGGCUUCGAUACCAGAACGUCCUGUGGAAAAAGAGCAAAAAAGAGCUCCUAAAACAGAAUAUAAGAAGAAGGAAGAUAAUAACAAUUCGUUCAACAGGAAAAACAAUAGAAGCAAUAAUGAUCGACAAAAUCUGAAAAAUAGCAAGCCAAAUUAUCCUCCUAAGAAGAAGAUUAUCAAGCCAGUUCAGAAAAAGACGGUCAUGAUUCCUAAGAGUAUAACACUGGCUAAUUUUUCGCAUGUCGUCAAUACCAAGUAUUCACAACUUGUCACUCUUAUGACGGAAAUGGGUUUUGAAAACCUGCGUCACGAUUAUAUUCUUUCUGAGUCUGAUGCAAAGAUGAUUGCUGAAGAGUUAGGCUUUGCACCAGUUAUCGACGAUACUCUUGCUCUUGAUAUUUAUCCUGCCCCGCCUCCAACUACUGAAGAACUUGCAAAAAUACCCUUCCGCCCCCCUAUUGUUACAAUUAUGGGACACGUUGAUCACGGUAAAACUACGAUUUUGGACUACUUGCGAAAGUCUUCGGUAGCAGCUGGUGAACACGGCGGUAUCACUCAGCAUAUUGGUGCAUUUUCUGUGAGGCUUUCUUCCAAUAAGGAGAUUUGUUUCUUGGAUACACCUGGUCACGCUGCAUUUUUGAACAUGCGUGAGAGAGGUGCCAAUGUUACAGAUAUUGUUGUUUUGGUUGUUGCAGCUGAUGAUUCUGUUAUGCCACAAACUAAGGAAGCAAUCAAGCACGCCCAAAACGCCGCAGUCCCCAUCAUUGUUGCAAUCAAUAAAUGCGACAAGCCAGAUGCAAAUCCCAAUAAAGUUGUUGAAGACUUGUCUGCUAAUGGAGUGGAUGUUGAGGAUUAUGGUGGAGAAACUCAGACAAUCCGUGUUUCCGGUAAAACUGGCAAGGGCAUUGAUGAUUUAGAAGACGCUAUUAUUACGCUCUCAGAAAUGCUUGAGGUAAAGGCUCCUAAGGUUGGCAAUGCUGAAGGUUAUGUCAUUGAAUCACAAAUCAAGAAGGGCCAGGGAAGCAGUGCCACAGUUCUAGUGAGACGAGGAACUCUUAAAGUCGGUUCCUAUGUUGUUGCUGGCCAGACAUGGGCCAAGGUCCGUAGCAUGAAGGACUCCAACGGUAAGACUGUUAAGCAAGCCGGGCCUGGUACACCAGUUGAAGUUACAGGUUGGAAAGAGCUUCCUGUUGCAGGUGACGAAAUGCUUCAAGCAAAGGAUGAAAAUCUGGCCAAGAAGGUUGCAGAAACACGAAUUGAGCGAGCCAAGAUGGAGAAGGAAGCGGAUGAAAUUAAUGUUUUAAACGAAAAAAGACUAAAGUUGCAUCAAGAGCAUGAAAAGGAGCUUAAGCGUCAAGAGCGCUUAAAAAUGGGUCUUUCUGCAGAGGUAGAAUCAGACUUUGUUGACACAUCUAAAGCAGAUGAAGCAGCUGGUCCAAUUGUUGUUCCAUUUAUCAUUAAGGCAGACGUUAGUGGUUCUGCAGAAGCAGUUGCAGAUAGUAUUCAGGGUCUUGGAAACGGAGAGGUACAAUCUUCGGUAUUGUACAAGGGAGUGGGUCCAGUCACAGACACGGAUCUGACGCGUGCGGAGACUGCUGGUGCAGUAAUUUUGACCUUUAACGUUGCAACUGACCGAGAUAUUUCGCACAAGGCCCAGUCCAAGCAUAUCAAGAUUGCAGAGCACAAGAUUAUUUAUAAGCUGCUAGAGGAAGUGACUGAGGAGCUUGCCAGCAAGCUGGAGCCUGAAAUUAAGCACAAGGUUUUGGGUGAAGCCAGUAUCAAGGAGGUUUUCAACAUUACGCUGAAGCGCUCUAAGAACAUGCAAAUUGCUGGUACGCGUGUUACCAAUGGUCUUCUAGCACGUAACGCAAAAGUCAAGGUGCUUCGCCAAAACGAGGUUGUCUAUGUGGGCAACUUUUCGUCGCUCAAACACUUUAAAGACGAAAUUGAGACUGCUAAGAAGGACACGGACUGUGGAGUUGCCUUUAAUAACUGGGAUAAAUUUGAAGUCGGUGAUGUUAUCCAAACGUUUGAGGAGAUUGUUAUCCCCAGACAUUUUUAG
Molecule: messenger RNA, 2316 nt
Organism: Magnusiomyces paraingens
Lineage: Eukaryota; Fungi; Ascomycota; Dipodascomycetes; Dipodascales; Dipodascaceae
Exons: 1
Coding region: 1-2316 (771 amino acids)
Biological process (GO): translational initiation
Molecular function (GO): GTP binding; GTPase activity; translation initiation factor activity
Source: RefSeq, a predicted model, not a curated record